Molecule: messenger RNA, 1317 nt
Organism: Ostrinia nubilalis (European corn borer)
Lineage: Eukaryota; Metazoa; Arthropoda; Insecta; Lepidoptera; Crambidae
Gene: kappaB-Ras
Product: NF-kappa-B inhibitor-interacting Ras-like protein
Exons: 3
Coding region: 227-880 (217 amino acids)
Biological process (GO): Ral protein signal transduction; canonical NF-kappaB signal transduction
Molecular function (GO): GTP binding; GTPase activating protein binding; GTPase activity
Source: RefSeq, a predicted model, not a curated record
AGUAGGUGGAAUUUCGUAAAAUUAGUCGAACUAUUCAUAAAAUUACAUAAAUUAUUGCUAUUGCAUGAUGUUUCAUGUUAAUAAAUAUUCCUAAAUUGGAUAUCCAAGAGCAAUAUAGCUAAAAUGUUCCGUUAGCCUUCAAUAUUAAAAUGGAAUCUCAGUGAAAGUGAAACGUUGCACUUGCAACUAGGAAUAGCAUUUACAAACUUCGACAAAACUCAACAAAAUGGGAAAAUCAAGCAAAGUGGUCAUCUGCGGGAUGAAAGGCGUGGGAAAGACGGCAAUUUUGGAGCAGCUUAUUUACGGAAACGUCAGUUUAAAGUCGUGUUUCUAUCCAACCAUCGAGGACAUCUAUGUGGCGAAUAUCGAGACAGAUCGGGGCUCGAAGGAACGCGUCUGUUUCUACGACACAGCUGGCUUGGAGCCCCCGCUUACAGGCGAGUUGAAAGGUCCACCGCAGUCUCCAACAAUGCAGCUGACGGCUAAUCAGGUGCUGCAACGACACUACCUCGGCUUCGCUGAAGGGUUCGUCAUGGUUUAUGACACCACAAAGCCGGAAUCCCUCGACGUUCUGAUGUACUUAAAAAAGGAUAUCGAUAGGAAUAAAGAUAAGAAAGAGGUGGUAAUGCUAGUCAUCGGCAACCGCACGGGCCCUGAUGACGUCAACAGCUUGGAAAACACAUGCUCCAAAGCCGCUAACUGGUGCUCUCGCGAAAAAAUCCGUCAUUUUGAAGUGUCAGCCAUGGACAGACCAUCUCUCUACGAACCCUUCAUCUACAUGACGUCACGGCUCAACCCAGUGCAAAAUAAGACCGCCUUCCCACAGCUUAGUACGCUAAGUAAGCUGACACAGAAGAAUAAUAAGAGCGAAGCCAUGUAACGGUACGUUUUGAGUCUAUGCCCUUUCUGCUACCAUCCUUAAGUAGCACGAAUUCAUCUAAUCACUUGUCGCUUUUAAGUUUUUUUUUGUGCUACAGGGUGUACAAUUUACAGCAGAUAAAACCACAGAAAAUGACAAAUUACUUCAAUUGAGUCUGAAACUUAAGUAUUAAUUAUGCAAAACAUAUGAAAUCAAAAAAAAUUAAAUGUUUAUUGAAUAGACUAAUUACGUGAUCUAAAAUAACUGCUGUUUUCUGCCACACCCUGUAUUGAUAUUAAUAAGAUCUCGCGAACAAAGUAUCAAUUAGUAUUAUUUCUGUAUUUAUUGUAUUUGAGACGGCUCUCUGUCACAAAUUCUUUCAAUUUAUUUUAAACCUGGUGCCGAAGUUAUAAAGUUGAAGAUGCGUUAGAAAUUGUAUAAAUGUGUGGGUUGAGUUA